UUUUCGGCAAAGCAACAAACAAUUAACUCAAAGUUUAUCUACUUUUUAAAUACAGUUUUUAGCCGCUCGAGCAAGAUUAUGGCGAAGUUGUUUUUCACUCUCUUCUCGGUUCUUGCCCUAGCCUCAACUUUUGCUUGUGGCGCAAGAAACGUCCCAGGAGGACUCUCUGACCAGAGGAACUACCUCGGAUUCGGUGGUGGGUAUUCCGGCAUCGGAGAUAAUGGUUUACCUUUUGGUGGCGUCGGUGGAGGUGUCUCUGGCCCCAGUGGUGCUCUUGGCUUUGGUGGACUUGGUGGUGUUGGUGGAGGACUAAGCGGUGGCUUAGGAAAUGGGAUAGGCGGUGGCUUAGGAAACGGUAUAGGCGGUGGAGUUGGUGGGGGAAGUACCGGAGGAGUUCAUUUUCCUUGAGUUGCUUAAACUGAUGUCAGAGCAAGCAAUAAUAGUAAUCAUCUCUUUUUGGAUUUGGACUUUGGAUUUUCCGUUAUAUGUUUAACGUGCGUCUUAAGCUAAUGUUGUGUCCUUAGAAUCAGACUCGUGUCUUUGUCACGUCAUGGCUUGGUCCCUUUCAAUUUAUAUUUUGACUAUUUUCGAGUGUUUCACUUAAUGAGUUCAUGUCAA
Molecule: messenger RNA, 618 nt
Organism: Raphanus sativus (radish)
Lineage: Eukaryota; Viridiplantae; Streptophyta; Magnoliopsida; Brassicales; Brassicaceae
Exons: 1
Coding region: 79-408 (109 amino acids)
Source: RefSeq, a predicted model, not a curated record